UACCCAACCCCUACCCCCGACCUCGGCCAUAAUCCUACUCUUGCCUCCGAGGCACGACGCCAGCCCUAAAUUCACAGCUUAAAACCAUGUCUUCAGCAAUGAACCGCAUCCGCGGCGCCUUUGCGCCCCCGCGCAAGGGCGAGACGUUCGAGCUUCGCGCUGGCCUGGUGUCUCAAUACGCCUCCGAGCGGAAGGAGUCCAUCCAGAAGACCAUCAUGGCAAUGACGCUGGGAAAGGACGUGUCGGCCCUGUUCCCAGACGUCCUCAAGAAUAUUGCCACCUCAGAUCUCGAUCAGAAGAAGCUGGUUUAUCUGUACCUAAUGAAUUAUGCGAAAUCGCACCCAGACCUGUGCAUCUUGGCCGUCAACACCUUUGUGCAAGACUCGGAAGACCCGAACCCCCUGAUACGAGCGCUGGCGAUCCGGACCAUGGGCUGCAUUCGGGUCGACAAGAUGGUGGACUACAUGGAGGAGCCGUUGCGGAAGACGCUGCGGGACGAAUCGCCCUACGUGCGCAAGACGGCGGCGAUAUGCGUCGCCAAGCUGUUCGACCUGAAUCCGUCCAUGUGCCUCGACAACGGAUUCCUCGAGAUCCUGCAGGAGAUGAUUGGCGAUCCGAACCCCAUGGUCGUCGCCAACUCGGUCCAGGCCCUGUCGGAAAUUGCCGAGACGGCGCCCGAGACCAAGGCCCUGGUCAUCACGCCAGCGAUCCUCAAGAAGCUCCUCAUGGCCUUGAACGAAUGCACCGAGUGGGGCAGAGUUACAAUUCUUAGCACGCUGGCCGACUACUUGUCGGGCGACAUCAAAGAGUCGGAGCACAUCUGCGAGAGAGUUGCGCCCCAAUUCCAACAUGUCAAUCCUAGCGUAGUCUUGGCGGCGGUCAAGGUUGUCUUCAUCCACAUGAAGUUCCUGAGCCCCGAGCUUGUCAGGCAGUACCUCAAAAAGAUGGCCCCUCCCCUGGUCACUCUCAUAGCAUCUGCCCCCGAGGUUCAGUACGUCGCGCUGCGGAAUAUUGAUCUCCUCCUGCAAGCAAAGCCCGACAUCCUAAGCAAAGAGCUAAGGGUAUUCUUUUGCAAGUAUAACGACCCGCCAUACGUCAAGCUCCAGAAACUCGACAUUAUGGUAAGGAUAGGAAACGAUAAGAACUUUGACCAGUUGCUCGCCGAGUUGAAGGAGUAUGCUCUCGAGGUCGACAUGGACUUUGUCAGGAGGGCUAUCAAGGCCAUCGGGCAAGUGGGCAUCAAGAUUGAAGCAGCAAGCGAAAAGUGCGUCAACACGCUUCUCGACCUCCUCAGUGCCAAGACAAACUACGUUGUGCAAGAGGUCGUCAUCGUCAUCAAGGACAUCCUCCGAAAGUACCCUGGAUACGAAGCUGUCAUCCCCACUCUCUGCAAAUACAUUGACGAGCUGGACGAGCCUGACGCACGAGGUGCCCUGAUCUGGAUCGUGGGCGAGUAUGCCGAGAAGAUUAACAACGCCGACGAAAUAUUAUCGGGAUUCGUAGAUGUCUUUGCAGAGGAGUUUACACAAACCCAACUGCAAAUCCUCACUGCCGUCGUAAAACUAUUCUUAAAGAAGCCGAGCAACAACCAGGGGCUCGUGCAAAAGGUGCUACAACAUGCCACGGCGGACAGUGACAACCCCGACAUCCGAGAUCGUGCAUACAUAUACUGGCGCCUCCUUUCUGGGGAUCUCGAAGUUGCGAAGAACAUUAUCCUCUCGCAAAAGCCGCCAAUCACAACAACAGUAACGAGUUUGCCAGCGGUGCUUCUCGAGCAACUGCUCUCAGAACUCUCCACCCUCGCAUCGGUUUACCACAAGCCGCCCGAGUCUUUCGUCGGCAAGGGCCGCUACGGAACCGACGAGAUCCAACGCGCCGCCAUCCAGGAACAGCGGGAGAACGCGGCCGAAGACCCGAUUGCCGCGUCGGUCGCGGCGGCUGCGGCAGCCAGUGGCGGUGCGAACAACAUCGAGAACCUGCUGGACUUUGACUUUGACGGUGCUGCGCCAGCGAGCGCGCAGCAGGGCACUCCGGACCGUGUAGCUAGUCCUAGCACGGCCGGCGGCUCGUCGAACGCCCCUGGUGGAGGUCUGGCCGACAUGAUGGGGCUGUUUGACGGCCCCGCACCGGCGGCAUCGCAGAAUACCCUCGGCGGCGGGGGAAUGGGCGAUAUGAUGAGUGGCUUUGCUGGAAUGGACAUAAGUGGCACCAGUGCUCCGCCGCCACCCGGGCAGCAGCUCGGCCACAAACCACUCGAGCCAAAGGGCGGGAGCGAGGACCUGCUAGGGCUAUUUUAACACUUCACUAGUACCGGGUAGAGCUAGACUGC
This is a messenger RNA of Lasiosphaeria miniovina, 2329 nucleotides long. RefSeq names its product adaptin N terminal region-domain-containing protein. NCBI's taxonomy places the organism in Eukaryota, Fungi, Ascomycota, Sordariomycetes, Sordariales, Lasiosphaeriaceae. The record is from RefSeq and is a predicted model, not a curated record. The coding region runs from base 87 to 2297 and encodes 736 amino acids. The transcript is spliced from 5 exons. Gene Ontology annotation, molecular function: clathrin binding. Gene Ontology annotation, cellular component: membrane coat. Gene Ontology annotation, biological process: vesicle-mediated transport; intracellular protein transport.